Molecule: messenger RNA, 4433 nt
Organism: Gryllus bimaculatus (two-spotted cricket)
Lineage: Eukaryota; Metazoa; Arthropoda; Insecta; Orthoptera; Gryllidae
Source: the annotation of a GenBank genome assembly
UGAAGCAGUUCUCAUUUUGCGCACCUAUCUGCAGCAGCCUCGAAGAUUCAGAAGCUGUUUCUUUUUAAAUCAUUGUUUGUGAUAUACGCAUUAUCUACAUCAGUGUGAUCUAACCUGAGAAGUAUCCAGAAAGGAAGAAUAGCACCAAGUGAUAUUAUCAGAUUUUAUCACAUUCUAUCUUAGAUUACAUCGGAAAGUACGAGACAACUACUCAGGAAACCACUGCUCGACGAGGCCACGACAAGACUAAUCGAGCCGGUCCUCCGUUGGGUUGGAGCCGCUACAUCAAUCAGUAAACCUUUGGCCAGUUUAUGAUAACAUAAGAUUAAGAACAAAAUGAGUAUUCCAAGAUUAGACAUUGUUGUCUUUGGUGCUACUGGCUUUACUGGAAAAUAUGCAGUGCAUGAAGUUCUUAAAUUGUCCAAGGAUAAAGGUGGCUUAUCUUGGGGUGUGUCAGGAAGAAAUGAAAAGAAACUGCGAGAUGUUCUUAAAGAAGUGUCAGAGAAAUCGGGGGAAGAUCUAAGCAACAUUGAAAUAAUAGUUGCUGAUGUUUCAAAAGAAGAAACUUUGUUAAAAAUGGCUGCAAGAGCUAAAGUUGUAGUGAACUGUGCUGGUCCAUAUCGUUUUUAUGGAGAACCUGUAGUAAAAGCAUGUAUUGCAAGUGGCACACAUCACGUUGAUGUCAGUGGAGAACCUCAGUACAUGGAAAGAAUGCAACUUGAAUACCAUGAAGCUGCGGAGAAGAAGGGUGUCUAUAUUGUUAGUGCUUGUGGAUUUGAUAGUAUUCCAGCAGAUAUUGGAACUGUUUUUCUUCAGGAUAAAUUUGAAGGUACCAUUAACUCUGUUGAAACGUAUUUGGAAGCCUGGAGUAAGGGUCAUCAUAAAGGAAGUGCAAUACAUUAUGGAACUUGGGAAUCAGCAGUUUAUGGACUUGCACAUGCCAAUGAACUCAGGCCAUUAAGAACUAAACUUUUUCCAAAUAGACUUCCUCAACUAAAACCCAAACUAAAGCCAAGAUCUGCAAUUCACCGCAGUGAUGUAGUUCAAGGAUGGUGUGUACCCUUUCCUGGGUCUGAUCGAUCGGUCAUAUUGCGAUCUCAACGGCAUUUUUUUGACAAGAACAAUCAGAGACCAGCUCAAGUACUGAGCUAUGUUGCAUUCAGAUCCUUGUUUGCUGUUGCCGUUGUAGCAUUGGUUGGAGCUGUGUUUGCAGUACUCGCCAGAUUCCGUUGUGGUAGAUCCUUGUUGCUGAAGUAUCCUAGUCUGUUUUCCCUUGGCAUGAUAAGCCAUGAGGGCCCUUCAGAAGAGGCUGCAGAAAACACGUUUUUUGCUCUGACUGUACGUGGUGAAGGCUGGAAGGAGAAGCUUGCUGAACCAACAGACCAUUUUACUGAGCCUCCUAACAAAACUAUGUCUGUGAAGGUGACGGGUCGUAAUCCAGGAUAUGGUGCUACAACUACCAUGUUAGUCAUGACUGCUUUUAUGUGUUUGACGGAAAGUGAUAAAAUGCCAAGCAGGGGAGGUGUAUAUCCACCUGGAGCUGCUUUUGCUAAAACUUCUUUGAUUCAACAGUUAAUUGAGCGGGGAGUCAAAUUCGAAGUUCUUUCUUCUCUUUAAUAACUGAAGACUUCAUAUUUGUUGUGUGUGACUUCAGGUAGACCACUAAUAUUUUUUUUUUCUUCAUGUUUUACGAAUUGCAUUGUACUACAUAGUAAUUAAAAAAAAGCAUUCCAAUACUUUCACUCAUACUAAAUGUUCUUUAUGUGAAAUACUUUUAUGUGUCUAAUUCACAAUGUUUACAACACUUUUCGUAGAAUUUUGUGUGUAAAAUUGAAUUUCCUAGUGGACCAACUUGUAUUAGAGCUUUUAAGACUGAAUGCCUUGCAUAUAAAAAUAAAGAUAUGGUUCCUUAUCAAAAAAUUAUUUCAUGUAGUAAAACUCCACUCUUCUUCUGAAGGUGAUAUUCAUUCAAAAACCAAUGGCAAUUUUAGCUCCUGGCUGCUUGUGCUAUUGUAAACUUAGCAAAUUUUUAACAUUCCUACUACCCUUCCCAAUAAUGAGUCUCAAAAGAUUUGUUUGAGAUAAUGCCCUACUGAUAGUUAUUAGUUGUGUAGAUGCAACUAAAUACAACAAUUUUUGUUGGAAUGCCAUAUUGCAUUGUGAAGGGUAUCCACUGGUCUCCUAAAUCUGUUUUCCUUAAGUUACCUCUUAGUAAUUCUAGAUUUGUUUGCAUCAGCUUUUGUAGAUCAUGUCACUUGAGUACAUUUAACACCAUAAAAGUGUGUCCUUUUUAAUUUUAUUGUGUAACAUUCCUGAGGAGAAGUAGAUACAGCACUCUUUUAAGACAUUAUGAAAUGUGCAUGACAUGACAGACUCAAGCAUGGACAACACAAAAAUUGAAGAAUGGGAAAUAGUGCUACAUAUCAAAAGAAGAGCUUAAAAGGGUACUAGUAAAAAAACAACAAAGAAUAGGAGUAGAUGGAAUUACCACGGAACAAAUAAAAACGGGGGUAAAAAACUCACGGAUGACAUGUCAAAACUGCGACAGGGAUAUUCUGUCACCAUGCCUAUUCAAUAUACUAUGUGCCAACUAUAUAAUCAGGGAAAGGAAACUAACAAUCAACUGGGAAAUAAUUUCUCACAAAGAAGAUGCAAACAAUCCUCUACACAGAUGGUGUAGUUAUAAUAAUGAAAUCAGAUGACCUACGAGCAAAUAAAUGGCAUGAAACAGCACUGAAAAGUAUCGUAUAAAUUUCCCCUGCAGGGUAAAAUCAAUCGUAUAUCAAGGAAAAGAAAUUAUAGAGUCAAAAUUGCCAUUAAUGAACAAAAAGAACAAGUAUCCAAAUUUAAUUAUUUAGGCAAUGUCAUUUGUUGCAGAUCAUAGGACAUAAAAAAUAAAAUCCAGAAAUACAACAGAAAAUUGAUCUAAUUAAAUGACAUUUUGGAAUGGAUAUGACUCAAGAGAUUAAAUUAAAAAUACAUUAAAUGAUUUCAAAACCAAUGUGCAUAUUCCUGUUUGGAUCAGCAGUUAGGACCAUGAAAAGAAGGGAUCGGCUACAACUACACCCAUGUAGAUGAGAUUUCUACGCUGUCUUGCAGGAGUCACAUUAAAAGAUCAGUAAAGAAAUAAGGAUGUCAGAAAACCGCUUAAAACAAAUUAUGUAGUCGAGGGAAUAGAGGGAUGUCAGAAAAAAUUAUUUUCUCACAUUAAUUGAAUGAAGCAAGACAGAUUCCCAGAAGACUGAGUCAAAGUAUAAACCAUUAAUGCGAAGAAACAUGGAGAGACCAUGUAAAAAAUGGUUAGAUCAGGAACACUUGGAAGGACUAAAAUCCCACCAGGUCUACUGGAAAACACGAACAGACCACUUACCAAGCAAAAUGCAAUAAAUGAUUAGGACAAUUAAUAAUAUUUCCUUUAACAUUAAAGGUAAACGUGUGAGAUGAAAUUCACAGUUUUGAAUCUUUAAACUGCCAAAUGCAAACUAAAUAUUACACUUUAAAAGGAAUAUUGACAACCAAUAUCAAUUUAAAUAUAUCUUUAAACUAUAAAGUUAUUUUUAAAGUUAUGAUUUAAGAUUCAUCUUUCGUUGUACUGGAAUAGUUUCAUAUUAAAAGCAAAUAUUUUGAUGUAGCUAGCCAUUUCUCUGCAUUUUCCGUGUUUCUAGUUUUUUUAAUUUCUGUAUGAAUUCAGAAACCUGUUACCCUGGCAUGGAAUGCAUCAUUAAUUUUUAGAGAUUACCUACAUCCUGAAGGUGUAAUCCUGUUCAUAACAACAUUCGCACCAGAAAAAGAAAAAGAAGAAAAAAGUGCAAGUCACAAAUGGAUCAGAGGGGAAGAGAGUUAGAAGCCGAGUUGGACUGUCACUGAGCUGAGAACGCAAGACAACAGUAAAAUUAGAUGGGCAAAACCAGUCAUCUGUGGGUGCUUUCAGGGUAUAUUUGAACAUGAGACAUCCACUCAUAGCCAGGUAAAUUGUUAAAUUUCUUGAACAUAAAUAGUUCCCUUAAGGUUUCAAAAGAGUGAUAACCAAGUGGAAAAGUACAAUGUUGAUCCUGAAACAAAAACAAUGCUCUGGGCCACACUUGUACCUUUUUUUAAGAUCAACUACUAAUUCACCUGUUAGAUGUGAACAGCUCUAAAUCAAGAGGAGCGUAACUAUGUUUUUUAGCUCCCUUUUCAUUUAAACUUCUUUAUUUACACAUGAUUUUACUAGUAAAUGAAUAAAAUAGAUUCAAGAAUGAAAUUAUAACUAAUGAUACAAUUGAUAAAUAUUGAUUUUAUAUUAAACCAUUUAUAUUCUUGUCUGGUGGCUUGGAUAGUCUCUACCCCAACAUAUUGCAUUUCCCAUACUGUCAGGUUCAAAAGAAAUAAAACAGAGACUAUAUAUAUAUAUAUAUACCUAUGAAAUAAAUCUUAUUUUGCAACACAACUGG